Messenger RNA from Molossus molossus (Pallas's mastiff bat), 1025 nucleotides. RefSeq names its product anaphase promoting complex subunit 13 (gene ANAPC13). Gene Ontology annotation, biological process: protein K11-linked ubiquitination. The transcript has 4 exons. The coding region runs from base 652 to 876 and encodes 74 amino acids. The record is from RefSeq and is a predicted model, not a curated record. Gene Ontology annotation, cellular component: anaphase-promoting complex. Lineage: Eukaryota; Metazoa; Chordata; Mammalia; Chiroptera; Molossidae.
UGUUGAGCAUGGACCUCGACCUCCCCCCGCUCCCACUUUUGGUAUAUCCAGCCUGAGGCCGGAAGUCGGUGCUGUGGGGCGGCCUCACACACCUGUACAGAGGGUGGUGGCCUGCGAGGGUCAUUUCUAGCGAGGGAAAGGGCCUUCUUAGCUCGAUCUUGAAACUACGUGUUUACAAAAUCCUGAAACCCAGGGAUAGAUAAAAUCUGCCCCUGCCGGGGGAACGCACGCACGUGUGUCUGGAAAGAGCAUGAAACAGGCGAUAUGACAAGCUCCCAGCCCUUCAUUGCGCUUGGGGAACUAGGACCCGCGGAGGGGCGGGUACCGCGCUCUGCCGGGCCUUGAAGGACGCCUGCUGGGGGAACCAAGGUUUUUAGACCGGCUGGGGGUUAGCUGGCUGGGGAAAGGAAGAGGAAGAGCACUCCAGGAUUGGGACUGUCACACGUGCAUUAAUGGGCAUACAGCAUUAAGUAAAUCGGGAAGCCCAAAGAGAAGAAGAAACAAGCAGCCUGGAGUCCUACCACUAUUGCCCACCUGGAGAUGCUGCAUUCAGGGCCCAGCCUGGGUGCCAUCUUAAGAAAGGAGGCCAUGUCCUUUACAAGCUCAGCUGAGGAUUUCUGUCAGAUUUGACAGGAUCAAAGCUGCAGGACAAUGGACAGCGAAGUACAGAGAGAUGGAAGGAUCUUGGAUUUGAUUGAUGAUGCUUGGCGAGAAGAUAAGCUUCCUUACGAGGAUGUUGCAAUACCCCUGAAUGAGCUUCCUGAACCGGAGCAGGACAACGGUGGCACCACGGAGUCCGUUAAAGAACAAGAGAUGAAGUGGACCGACUUGGCCUUACAGUACCUGCACGAGAACGUUCCCCCCAUAGGAAACUGACCUAGCUCCCUUCUCGCGGGUGGAUUUUUUUUUUAAAUACAGAGAUACAAAAUGUUUUCUUUCAGUCUCGUAAUUCUUAGAUCAACACUAAAAAAUGUAUAUCCACUUAGUUUGUGGCAGCAAAGUGCAAAUGGGAAAUAUCAGAAUGA